Messenger RNA from Nilaparvata lugens (brown planthopper), 1630 nucleotides. RefSeq names its product isovaleryl-CoA dehydrogenase, mitochondrial. Gene Ontology annotation, molecular function: 3-methylbutanoyl-CoA dehydrogenase activity; flavin adenine dinucleotide binding. Bases 226 to 1482 code for a protein of 418 amino acids. The record is from RefSeq and is a predicted model, not a curated record. Gene Ontology annotation, biological process: L-leucine catabolic process. Gene Ontology annotation, cellular component: mitochondrion. NCBI's taxonomy places the organism in Eukaryota, Metazoa, Arthropoda, Insecta, Hemiptera, Delphacidae. The transcript has 9 exons.
CAAAAUUGAAAACAGCUUGUGAGUAUCAUCUAUGAAGUCAUACCAAACGUAAAUACACUACUAUCAGUAUCGAACGUUCAUGUCGAUUAUUUCAUGAACUAUGAUAAUGAGGGUCAACACUCAGAACUGGUUUCACUGAAAUUAAUUAUUAUUAGCAGCUCAGUUUUGUAGUUGUCAAUCCUAUCAGACCAGAUCGGGUUUUGUGUUGAUUGCUAGCAGUUAAACAUGCGAGUCAGAAGACUGUUACAAGUUACCAACAGAUGGUUCAAGUUUAAACAUUUGUGCAGAAGUUAUGCUUCACAGUACUAUCCUAUUGAUGACGAACUGUUUGGAUUAACUACUGAACAGAAACAGCUUCGAGAAUCCAUAUUCAAUCUAGCCCAGAAAGAACUAGCACCAAAAGCCUCACAAAUUGACAAAGAGAAUAACUUCAAAGAUCUGAGGUCGUUCUGGAGGAAAUUGGGUGAGCUUGGCGCCCUGGGCAUAACAGUGCCAUCCAAAUAUGGCGGCUCCGAUGGAUCCUACUUUGACCACGUGCUGCUCAUGGAGGAGCUGUCUCGCGCAUGCGCGGCAGUCGCACUCAGCUAUGGCGCACACUCCAAUCUGUGCGUCAAUCAGAUCAACCGAAAUGGCACCGACCAACAGAAACACAAGUAUUUGCCAAAGCUGUGUUCAGGAGAGCACAUUGGAGCCCUGGCCAUGUCCGAACCAGGCUCUGGCUCAGACGUUGUGUCAAUGCGGCUGAAGGCGGACAAAGUGCACGAUUACUAUGUUCUCAACGGAAACAAAUUCUGGAUUACAAAUGGACCAGACGCUGAUACAUUAGUGGUUUACGCAAGAACAGACCCGAACGCUGAGAAGGAACAGCAUGGUAUUUCCGCUUUCAUAGUAGAGCGAGGUAUGGAAGGAUUCUCAAACAGUCCAAAGCUAGAUAAAUUCGGAAUGAGAGGAUCAAAUACCAGCGAAUUGGUUUUUGAAGAUUGUAAAGUACCAGCUGCAAACCUACUAGGAGCCGAAAACAAAGGAAUCUACGUGUUAUUUAGUGGACUGGAUCUGGAGAGGCUUGUUUUAUCGGCUGGACCGAUUGGAAUAAUGCAAGCCUGUUGUGAUAUUGCGUUCGACUAUGUCCAUGAAAGAAAGCAGUUCAAUCAGAAAAUCGGGGAGUUUCAAUUAAUCCAGGGUAAGUUGGCAGACAUGUACACAGCACUGAGUGCUAGCCGCAGCUAUGUGUACAGCGUGGCCAGGGCGUGUGACAGAGGGCAUGUCAAUGGCAAGGAUUGUGCCGGAGUCAUACUCUUCUCUGCAGAGAAUGCAACCCAGAUGGCUCUGUCCGCAAUGCAGUGUUUAGGAGGAAACGGAUACAUCAACGACUACCCGACCGGAAGGUUGGUGCGUGAUGCCAAGCUGUACGAAAUCGGAGCCGGAACCAGUGAGAUUCGCAGGCUUGUCAUUGGAAGAUCAAUCAACUCUGUCUAUAGAUGAUAAUUCGCUCAAUAGUGAUAGAGAUUCAACGCUGUUUCCCUAAAAUCAAGCCAUAAAAGUGGAAAAAGAUGAUGGAUGGGAAGAGAUCCCAACACAAAAAUGUUUUGUCCUUUCAAUAAAUAUUUUCGUCAGCAAAAAGUUAUAGAGA